AUGCUGUCUACUACCAGUCGCCUUGCAACUCGUGCUUUCCACACAUCAUCACGUCUAUCAGCUGCUGCAAGUGAACAAGCUAUUACUACUGCUACUAAGGUAACAUUGAAUCUAACUACACCUUAUCAAGCAUUUUACAAGAGUGCCGAGGUGGAUCUUGUCCAGAUUCCUGGUGUUAUCGGAGAAUACGGUGUUACUGCUGGUCACGCUCCUGUAUUGGCACAAUUAAAGCCUGGUGUUAUCAAGGUUCAUGUAGAGCGUGAGAAAGAUGUACAGAGCUUCUUUACAGCUGGUGGGUUUGCUCUCACGCAUGCUAAUUCCGUUACGGACAUUGCGUGCGUAGAGCUUGUGAAAGUGGAAGACAUUGACCCAGAAAAAGCUCAAGCUGAUUUAGCCACGUAUCAGGCCAAACUGGCUUCAGCUCCAGAAGGAUCAGAGGAAAAGCUCAAUGCGCAGAUUGGUGUGGACACUCUUGCGGCAAUGGUAGCUGCAGUUGUCAGCAAUUAG
Peronospora belbahrii is the source of this 507-nucleotide messenger RNA. NCBI's taxonomy places the organism in Eukaryota, Oomycota, Peronosporomycetes, Peronosporales, Peronosporaceae. The record is from the annotation of a GenBank genome assembly.